AUGACGCAGUCGGCGUUGGAUGAGCAGAUGGUGGUGUCCGUGGCAUUGGCCAAUUCCGGAAGAGCCAAUGCCUCCAGACAUGACGACGAUAAAGACAUCUCCGAAGAUGAAGAGGCAGAGGACGCACACCCGCUGGAAGAUGAGGAACCGGAAGAAAGCACAGAUCCCACCAAGGUUGCUGUUGCAGAGGACGAUUUUGGGGACGCGGAGGAUGAAGAUGACCUUCACCUCGAAGUACCCCCUCCGGACGGCCAUGAAGAGCUUCAGAUAGAGGAGAAUUCUAGUCUUGCCAAAAACGGACGCUACAGGUCUCCUGCGGAGCGCAUUCACAGCUUGAUCGCUAAGUUCGUCUAUGCCCGACCCCCGGCACGUAACGACAAAAUCUCGAAGAAGAAGCCGCUUCUCUUCAUGCACCAGGCAAAGUCUGGUGGGACGUCGCUCCGUGAGGUUCUCUACCAAACUAGCAGGCAUCAUGGACUCUCCGCUUUCAUCCCCUGCAACGGCGGAGUCCACUGCCAGAAGUUUGAUAUUAACGGUGAGACAGCUGCGGUCUACGGAGGCCACUUUUGCUGGAAGGCGACCACCAACAACCUUUACAGGCAUGGGGUCCGCCAGUUCUCAUGUGUCACCAUCUUCCGUGAGCCCGUGGCACGCGCCACGUCUUGCUAUUACUACCGCCUGGUCGGCCAGCUGGGAAAAGCACCUUCUUGCAUUUCGGAUGUGCCACCACAGAAGCUAAAGUCGAAGCUGAUCGACGGUGCCUGCAUCAACGAGCCCUUUCGGAGGAUCGGCGAUUGCAAUGUGGCGACGCGUCUAGAACACCACAAAUCAGACGAGGCGCAGGUUUCGGCCUGGCAAACGACAUUGUCCCAUCUUGCCGGCUGCGUCCCGAUCAUCCUGGAGGAGCCGGAGUCCUACAAGGUCGCAGGACACUUGUUCCCUCAAUUUUCCGAUGCUUUCCACCAGAUGAGGCAGGUCAAGCUGAACAAGAACAAAAAGUACGACCAUCAUUGCAAAAUUACACAAGCUCAUAUUCGGGCCGUGAAGGAGGCAGCGUCACAUGAGAUCAAGAUGUACAAGGCAGCAAAGAAGCGAGUGUGGCGAUUGAAGGAGGAACUGAAGCUCUAG
Messenger RNA from Symbiodinium necroappetens, 1128 nucleotides. NCBI's taxonomy places the organism in Eukaryota, Dinophyceae, Suessiales, Symbiodiniaceae. The record is from the annotation of a GenBank genome assembly.